AUGAUCUCUCCGCUAAACUCGAUGGCGCGCAGUUGGAAACUCAACCUCCUCGUUCACCGGUCGAUGUUCCUAUGGCUCAAGUUCCUCCCGCUUCCGACGUUCACGCGAAUUCUGGUGUUCUUCCUCAUGCCAACGUCGUUCCUUCCGCUGCUUCUGGUGUCCGUGACUCUCAAGGGCUCUCAUCUCUGUCUGAUCGCGAACUUUGGGCCGCUGUUCAUCGCGCCUCGUCGACGACUACAUUCCGUGAGAAAUCUUGCCGUGCUGUCCUUGAAAAGUUGGCCGACGCCAAAACUCCCCAACAAGAUAUUGACGAUUCCAUUUUAG
This is a messenger RNA of Caenorhabditis auriculariae, 324 nucleotides long. NCBI's taxonomy places the organism in Eukaryota, Metazoa, Nematoda, Chromadorea, Rhabditida, Rhabditidae. The record is from the annotation of a GenBank genome assembly.